Molecule: messenger RNA, 3031 nt
Organism: Ostrea edulis (European flat oyster)
Lineage: Eukaryota; Metazoa; Mollusca; Bivalvia; Ostreida; Ostreidae
Product: paired box protein Pax-6-like
Exons: 11
Coding region: 638-2101 (487 amino acids)
Biological process (GO): regulation of transcription by RNA polymerase II; anatomical structure development
Molecular function (GO): RNA polymerase II cis-regulatory region sequence-specific DNA binding; DNA-binding transcription factor activity, RNA polymerase II-specific
Source: RefSeq, a predicted model, not a curated record
CCAUUCACUCCUCUAUUAAAAUAUCCAAAUGAGGGCUUAUUGGGAUAUACAUAUAAACUGACGGUUACCGCUCAACUGUGUGAUAUGAUUUAGAACGAGUGAAAAAUCUUAGGGUGUCUAGAAAGUUUGGGGUAUUCGUAGCGACUACAAGCUAAUUGAUGCGCUCAUUGUGUAGUGGAACAAAUUAACCGUUACAGACUAUUUCUGAGAGGUGUGGUUAACUGGAACCGAGGGUCAGCAUCAUCAUUUGAUGCCUGUGCAGGGAGACUUAUAUUUUCCGGACGCUGGGUCGGCCUAAACGCCUGAUUAGUCCCCUUGAUAUAGUUCCCCCCUAGAUUGAGUUCUUCCGCAUUGAUGCUUCUGUAACACUAUAGGUGCAAUCUAGAGAUAGACAAUUACAUGGUGUUUUCCUUGACCGAAAGAUUUAAAACUAGCAAAAAUGUCAACGAAAUUAACUUGUGUGUAACAAAACAAAAGAGGAUCCCAGCAAGUUUAUACAGCACACAGGAUUUUUGUGGAAAUUGAAGUUGAUGUUGUAUUGUUUCAGUUGGAGAGACUCGUGGAAUACCGAGAUUUGGUUAUUUUGGGUGUUCUCGGGAUUAGAGAAUUCCGGUGCCGAAUGUAACAGGGAAAACGUAUGACAUCCUCGCUUAAGGAAGAAACGAUGCCGUCGAAAGACGAAGAUACUAGUAAUUCUAUUGGGAGUCCGGAUAUAGACAGUCCAAAUUCCAAGAAGUCGAGGCAGAAACGAGGUCACAGCGGAGUAAACCAAUUAGGUGGUGUAUUUGUAAAUGGCCGGCCACUGCCCGAUUCCACACGCCAGAGAAUUGUAGAACUUGCCCACAGUGGCGCUCGACCAUGUGACAUUUCACGCAUCCUGCAGGUUUCCAAUGGUUGUGUUAGCAAAAUUCUUGGACGUUAUUAUGAGACAGGUUCCAUCCGACCGCGUGCCAUUGGCGGAAGUAAGCCUCGAGUUGCCACACCGGAAGUUGUUGGGAAGAUUGCUCAAUACAAAAGAGAGUGUCCUUCUAUAUUUGCUUGGGAAAUACGUGAUCGACUUUUGUCCGAAGGUUGCUGCAAUCAAGACAAUAUCCCAAGUAUUUCAUCUGUCAACCUGGUGCUUCGAAAUCUUGCAAAAGAAGACCAGGUUUCUUCCAUUAAUCGUGUGCUACGUAAUUUGGCCAGCGAAAACCAGAAGGUUAUGGGACAGGGUGCAAUGUACGAUAAGUUAGGUCUGCUGAAUGGACAAAACUGGCCCCGAACGAACCCCUGGUAUGCUACCAAUAUGGGCGUUCCGGGACUCCCUCCCUCCGCAUACACCUCCCACCAACCCACACCCACCCUCGGAAUGGAGAAGAAAAAUACCGAUGGCUCGGGAUCGGAAAGCAACCAAAGCGAAGGACAAAACAAUGAAACAGACGAACAACUAAGGCUGCGCCUGAAGCGCAAACUCCAACGAAAUCGAACGUCCUUCACAGCAGCUCAAAUAGAGGCUCUUGAAAAAGAGUUUGAGCGAACUCAUUAUCCUGAUGUGUUCGCGAGAGAAAGACUAUCACAAAAAAUUGAUCUCCCAGAAGCGCGUAUCCAGGUGUGGUUUUCAAACAGAAGAGCCAAAUGGCGACGAGAAGAAAAGUUACGGAACCAAAGAAGAGAGGUUGCAAAUGGAGCGACUCGACUGCCAAUCAACGGGGGCUUCUCAAACGGAAUGUAUCCUUCGAUCCACCAACAAAUAGGCACAAUGGCCGACUCAUACAGCUCAAUGCAGACCAUGCCUUCCUACUCGUUGUCCAGCAAUAAUAUACCAGCCAAUCCCGCAUGUCUACAGUCCAGUAACGCACCCUCCUACUCCUGCAUGAUACCAGAAUACGCACCCCGAAGUUACGAUCCAUUAUCAUUAAGCAACUAUCCCCGUCCAUCUUGUAACCCGGCAGCAGGCAUGCAGAGUCACAUGACCCACAACAACCAUGCUUCAGCGGCCUCUACCGGACUAAUUUCUCCGGGAGUUUCAGUCCCUAUUCAAGUACCAGGUGGAGGGCCGCCAGAUAUGAGUGCUCAUCACAUGGGCGCAAUGGCAUCCCAGUACUGGCGAGGACUGCAAUGACGUCAUGAAUAGAGUGUUAUCAAAUAUGGUGUCUAAACGUGACGAUCAAAUUAAUGCGGAAACUGUUCUUUGAGUGAUGUUAGAAAUGACAUGCAAAAGUAGCAAAGAAGGUGGUGUGAUUGAAUUCUUUCUAGAAACAAUUGAAGUGACGAUGAGUUGAAAAUUGCAGAUGAACAUUGCCGCCACGUUUUCUCGUUUGCCAGUAAAGUUAGUGCUCAGGAAAUCCCAUAUAGUAGUGACUAGUCAGUGCUCAAUGUUGCAGCAUACAACAUUUUGAAAUCCACAACUCAGCUACCGCACAAGCAUCGUAUAUUCAUUGGACAUUCCUUCUUAUCGUAAUCGUUGUUAAUUUAUCUUUUCCAUAUUACAAAUGAUCUGUUUAUAUAUUUGUAAAUGUAGGUUUAUUGCUAUGUAAUCUUUACGUGUAUUUGUUCAUGAAAGAAAGACAAUAGUGUUGUAUGGCUUUUUUCAUUACAUGUAGCUUUUCUUGACCUAUUUCUCGGAAGUGACGUCAUGAUAUGCAUUUAUUUUCUUAUUCUUUAUUUAUUAGACUGCGAAGUUUUAAAUGGCUACCGAUAAGUUUAGCAUCUCCUACCGCAAUUUAAUGUUUUGUUUCUUUUUUUUUUUUGUGUGUGUUGAUGGCAAAAAUGUUAGAAAUAUCUUGUCGUCCAUAAAAGUAAAAUCUAAUUCACUUUCAAAAUAUGAAAGUUGUUUAGUCAAAAUUUUAUUCAUGUUUAUUUACUGUUUAAAACAGAGCUUUAGAUCUGUUUUUCUAAAUAUGGAUGUUUGAAAUAUUUGUUAAACGAGAUUUAACCAGCAUAUACCUCGCUUAUUUGCAUAUUAGUGUUCAUUUGAUGCAGAAAGGUUGCGUUAUACUUUCAGGCAAAUGAAUUUAUUCUAAUUAGCAAUAAAGUUUAUUUCCAAAAUAAA